Messenger RNA from Engraulis encrasicolus (European anchovy), 1591 nucleotides. RefSeq names its product IMP U3 small nucleolar ribonucleoprotein 4 (gene imp4). The record is from RefSeq and is a predicted model, not a curated record. Lineage: Eukaryota; Metazoa; Chordata; Actinopteri; Clupeiformes; Engraulidae. Gene Ontology annotation, molecular function: snoRNA binding; rRNA primary transcript binding. Gene Ontology annotation, biological process: rRNA processing. The transcript has 9 exons. Gene Ontology annotation, cellular component: Mpp10 complex; small-subunit processome; nucleolus. The coding region runs from base 92 to 967 and encodes 291 amino acids.
GUUGCGGUGGGCCAAUGAGAGUCGUUCUUAGUGAUUCGAUGCGCCUAUGAUGCACAUGUGAAAGAGAGAUAGUGCUGUCGUUUACGCCAAAAUGUUGCGAAGAGAGGUGAGGUUGCGGAGAGAAUACCUUUAUAGGAAGGCACAAGAGGACAGACUACGGACCAUUGAGGAGAAAAAACAGAAGCUGAAAACUUCUCUUGAUGACAAUAAACUAAUCCCAACUGAAGUGCGUAAGGAUGCCUUGGAGUUACAAAAGUUGUUGGAAUAUGACGACGAAGGUGCUGAAGGUGUCAGUUCACACAUGGAUGAUGAGUACAAGUGGGCUGGCGUGGAGGACCCCAAGGUCAUGGUUACCACAUCCAGAGACCCCAGCUCCAGGCUCAAGAUGUUUGCCAAAGAAGUGAAGCUUCUGUUUCCUGGCGCCCAGCGCAUGAACAGAGGAAACCACGAGGUGAAGGCCCUGGUUCACGCCUGCAAAGCCAACAGUGUCACUGACCUCGUUAUACUUCAUGAGACAAGAGGUCAACCAGAUGGAUUAGUGGUAUGUCACCUGCCAUUUGGACCCACGGCGUACUUCACGUUGUACAAUGUGGUCAUGAGACACGACGUCCCAGACAUCGGCACCAUGUCGGAGGCCUUCCCUCAUCUCAUCUUUCACAACUUCUCCUCUCGACUUGGCAGAAGGGUAUCCAAUAUCCUGAAGUACCUGUUUCCAGUACCAAAAGAUGACAGCCGGCGUGUCAUAACCUUUGCCAACAAUGACGAUUAUAUCUCCUUCAGACAUCAUACAUAUAAAAAAACGGACCACAAGAAUGUGGAGUUGUCAGAAGUGGGACCCAGGUUUGAAAUGAAGUUGUACAUGAUCAAGCUUGGCACCUUGGAGAAUGAGAGUACAGCAGACGUUGAAUGGCGUCACCACGCAUACGUACGCACUGCCAAGAAAAGGAAGUUUUUAAGUGUGGAGUGAUGGACUGUGUGAAACAAUGGACUUGUGAUCUUUUUUUAAUAAGAAGCAGACCCAACAUUCAAUUCAUUCAAAGAUCAUGCAGCGGAUAAACUCUUGUACGGGAUGGAAUAUUUCAGAACAAGUUUUCUCCAGCCAUUCAUAUACUAAAGCAGAGGUGGGGAGCCUUUUUCAUUCGAGGGGCCACUUCAAAUUCAUCCGAGGGCCGUAAAACAGACCCCAUCUGCUCUAGGUCCCCUGAAUAUAUUAUAACUUAAUUGUAUUGCAAAUGUAUUUUCUAAGAUUUCUUUACAAAAUAUCUCCUAUUUCAUGUGAAGCUGCAUAAUAUUAAAACAAUAUCGGUGGCCGGAUAAAACUGCAUCAAGACAUAGGUUCCCCACCCCUGAUCUAAAGGAUAUUUGAAGAAUAUCCUUGAGGUUAUACCCACCAAAGCCAGUGAGGAUGCAGUUUCAUAAUGAUCUAACCUGUUAAAUCCACUUGAACCUACUGUUAACAACUUUGUAUGAUUUGUAGGAACUUAUAACACCAGCUAAGACAACUUGUUCAUUCUAGAAAUGGUGUAUCGUCUUUUUCAUUUAUGCAUCUGUUUAUUUGUAUUGCAUUGAAAUAAAUAUUCAAAACAUUAAA